Molecule: messenger RNA, 3855 nt
Organism: Laccaria bicolor S238N-H82
Lineage: Eukaryota; Fungi; Basidiomycota; Agaricomycetes; Agaricales; Hydnangiaceae
Exons: 6
Coding region: 1-3855 (1284 amino acids)
Source: RefSeq, a predicted model, not a curated record
AUGGCCGUUGCACCUCCGCAACGCAUCCGCGACGCCAAUGCCUCCCACAUGCCGCCCCCUCCUACACUCGUUAGCACACGGAAGCGUCGUCAUGAUGACGAUGCUCCCGUGAAGGAGCCUCGCGUGGACCACGAUAGCGAGAGCUCCGAAACGAGCAGCGAGGACGGCAGCCGCGCCAACGACACCAGUUCCAGCGAGGACGACAGCACCGGUGGCACCGCAUCCAAACCAGCCAGGAACAACCAAGACAACGAGGGGGACGACAACGGGGACGACGAUAACGAAGACGGGGACGCCAACGAAGAUGGGGACAACAACGAAGACGGGGACAACAACGACGAUGGGGAAGACAACAACAACGGGGACAACGGGGACGACAACAACAACGGGGAAGACAACAACAACGGGGAAGACAACAACAACGACAACGGGGACGACGACGACGACGAUGGGGAGGACGACGACGACGAUGGGGAGGACGACGACGACGAUGGGGAGGACGCCAACGACGACGGGGAGGAUGCCAACGACGACGGGGAGGACGACGACGACACCCACGUCCACGCCAACGACGACGGGGAGGAUGCCAACGACGACGCCCACGUCACCCACAUCCACGCCAACGACGACGCCAACGCCAACGACGACGCCAACGCCAACGACGACGCCAACGUUAACGACAACGCCCACGUCACCCACGUCCACGCCAACGACGACGCCCAUGCCCACGCCAACGCCAACGCCAGCAACACCAACGCCAACGCCAGUGCCAGUGCCAACGCCUCCAGCGCCAACGCCUCCAACGCUAACACCACCGCCAAUCCCAACAUCGUGAAUGAAGGUUCCUACAUGGCCCCCAAGCCCGCAGCUGCCUCUAAGCAUGUCCGAGGCAGUGAAUAUCUCACCACUGACCUCGGAAUGUUGGAAAUCAGCCCAGUUACUCCACUUCGGCUUGGCCACCUUCCUGAUCAGCAGGAUAUUGACAUGGAUGUAGAAGGGAGCCCACCAGCACUUGGGUCUUCACGCACCACUGGGGGUUUCUUGCGUGGCAGGGCAUUGGGAAAUGCUUUAAACCAUGCUGAUUUUCCAAAAGUUGGCUCUGGCAAUGUUUUUUUCACAGGGAGUGCUCUAGUUGACUACAAAGUUUUCGCCUAUCUGGUCUAUAAUGACCCAGUCAAAUUUAAUGUCAUUCCAGACCCUUCUCUUCUGGCUAACAGCAUCUUUCGUAUCUCCACUGUUCCACCUCUGGAGUCAGUGCUUGUUUUAAAGAAGGUUGCUAAUCGGCUUGAUACUGCCACGGGUGCUCAUGUUUUUGCUCAGUCAAAUCUGUCUGGUUCUUGGCAGUGGAACUUAUUGGGACAGUAUGAGUAUGCUUUAAUGGCUAAUGAAAUACUUGAAGUGAAUGAAAAUAACGAGUGUCAUGUUCUAUUUUGCCUUCGAAACAGCUCUUCAUUUUCUCCAGGGUCAUCUUACCCUCCUUCUACUCACAUUUCUGGUUCUAUGUCUCGUUAUGCUUUGUCUGAAUCUCGUUCUGGGUCUAUGUCUCAUUCUCGUCCUGAUACUUCUUAUUCUCGUCCUGGUACCCCCAUGGAUAUUUCUGUACCAUCUGGGGUACCCUCUGGCUCUAAACGUACUAUUGAUGAGAACUUGCUGCGUAGACUCAAGGCAGCUGGCCUGACGAUUAAUGUUCCUCUUUGCUAUGAUACAAACCCUACCCUUCAGGUUAUGUACCAACGCUACACCCACAUCCAUGAGAUUCUGGCAAUAGUGGCUGACAUGGUUGCUGAGCGCAAAUGGCCAGGAGAGGUUGGGAAGUAUCCCAAUAAAACUGAGAUCAUUGGGCUUUUUGUGGCGAAAACGACUUGGCAUGAUUCCUAUGCCAAAAUCUUUCCAGUUGUAGAGGGAUAUGAGGACAUGCUGGCCUGGUUGGAGGGUGAAUCUGAUUGCAAAUCAGAUCUUGAACUUUGGGGAUUUGUGAAAUCUAAGUACACUCUUGCAGACUUGGGAGAAUGGCUCAAGAAGCAGAAAGGCAAGAAAGCAGUUAAGCUUGCAACCAAAUCUGCUGCCAAAUCUGGAAAGGGCACAAAGGAGAAGGAAAAGGAAAAGAGGCAAGGUUCGGGGUCAGGGUCUGGAAAGGGAAAUGAAAAAGAAGUUAAGCAGAAAGAAACAGUUUCAAAGGAGGUGGAUAAUAAGAAGAAGAGUCACAAGAAGAAAAAGGUUGCUGCUAGUGGUCAUCAGUUACUCCAGGUGCUUCCAGCUCAAUGUGUAACCUUUGCAAUCUGGCAAUUGUUUAUGAUUCUACAAAUGCUGACUUUGGCAAUCUGGCAAUUGUUUAUGACUCCACAAUUGCUUGGUCCCUUUAUGAUUCUGAUGUUUUUGUGCCCUGGUGCCAAUGCUAUGCAAAAUGAACAGGCAUUUCCAGAUAUUCCAUUCAAAGUGUUUAAUGCUUUUAUUGCACAAAAUUUCAGCUCGAAAAUUACACUAGCAACUGUGUUGAUGCUGUUCUUUACAAUAACUGAAAAUACAGAUUUAUUGAAUCUGCAUCAACGCCAGCAAAAUCCCCAACUUUCGGAUGAAAAACGGGUGAAUUUGAGCUCAUGGAUAAGAUCACUGGCUCGUCAAGUUGAAAGGAAGACCCCAAAGCCAAAAUUCAAAACUUUGUUUAAACAGUCAGAGAAUCUGACGUUAAUUCCUGAAAGUCAAGUUAUAACCAGGGUUGGAACAAAGCUUAAUGACUUUGCUGAAUUAUUGGGUCUCAAUUCCUUUGGGAGUGAUGGAAGGCUAAUACAAAGACUCCAGCCAAUUUCAAAAAAAGAAAUUCAGCCAAUCAUGAUAAUUUGCCCACCAUCAAAUGCUUGUUCUGAUAAUAAAUGUCGAGGACGUGCUAUUUUGCAACAAUCUGAUGUUCAAGAACUUGCCAUGACAACUCUGGUUAAAGGUUCUGAAAUCUUUAAAGAUGUUGCCAUUCUGAGUGGAAAAUGUUCUAAUUGCAAAACUCACUAUUUUGCUGAUCAUGAAAACUAUCCUCAAGUUGGAGGUCCUUGGAAGUGGGUAUACCUUAAUGAUGCAAAAUAUUUGAAACUUGGAAAAUCUCUAUAUGUUGACCAGUGUUUUUCAAAUGCUGUUGUUAACGGAACAUACAGCUUUCAUGCAUCAGUUUCUGCUUAUGCUGAAUUUUGGACCAACAGCUAUGGAAAGCAAGAGUCACUCAAAAUUGAAAGGCGUCAAAUCUGGCAGGCAUUUCUUCAUGAAACUGUUCAUACCAUUGCUCAAGCAUCAGGAGUCAUGUUCGAAACAAAUGAUAAUCCAUCAAUUGAUGAUUUCACUCAUGAUGCAUUUGCUAUUCUGGGUGAAGGUGGUGCUAUGAGGCUUUCUGAUAAACACACCUGCUCUGAGUGUACUCAAGAAUGCAAGGCAGUUGCAGAUUUUCUACCUGCUCCCAAUGAUGCAGCAGCUGUCCUUGGUGUUGAAGAGAAUCAAGAUGGUACAAGACCAGACUAUAUAUGCAUUGAUAAGGCAUGUCUGGUUCUUAGAACAAGCAUUCAAAAUGGAAGCUGGGAGGAAUGGUGCAAGACUAGCCGACUUAUAGUUGACGCAUAUCAUUACAUCAACCAUUGCACUACAGAUAUGAUCUGCCAAAAAUAUUGCAACCCUGCUCCUCUUGAUGGAUCAGCACCUAAUUUGGUUGUUGAAGCAGAGACAAAAGAUGGGGAAAAAUAUUUGAAACGAGGAUUCAAUACUCAAGCAUGCAAACAAUUGAGUGGGUGGAUUGGAGCGUUUGAUUCUAUCUUGAAAAGGAUGACCGUUGACAAUUUCAAUUGGUUUUUGCAUGCAAUGUUAUUUUAUCAUACCUGA